Molecule: messenger RNA, 906 nt
Organism: Fraxinus pennsylvanica
Lineage: Eukaryota; Viridiplantae; Streptophyta; Magnoliopsida; Lamiales; Oleaceae
Source: the annotation of a GenBank genome assembly
AUGAAGUUAUCGGCAGUCGGAUUGAUGUUGAAUACGACAAGAAUAUCAGAAGACUCGUCGAUAGAAGAACGAAAAGGCUUCAGGUUCUUUUUUUGGAACCGGGAGAAGGAAAAGGCAUUGGCGGCGACGGUGACGGAAACUAGAAUUCCGACGAGUUUCGUUGCCGAUACAAAGAGUGACACAAGUGUCAUUUCCGGUCCGGCCAGAUUCCGUUCCCUCGACUUCGGCGAACGCAAUGGCUACCUGAAGGGGGUGGUGACUGAAAUCAUUCAUGACCCCGGCCGUGGCGCUCCCCUUGCUCGCGUUACCUUCCGCCACCCCUUCCGGUACAAGCACCAGAAGGAACUUUUCGUCGCCGCCGAAGGAAUCUACACCGGUCAGUUCAUUUACUGUGGGAAGAAGGCCAACCUUGUGGUCGGGAAUGUCUUGCCGCUCAGAUCUAUUCCUGAAGGUGCCGUCGUUUGCAACGUGGAGCACCAUGUUGGUGAUCGGGGCGUUUUUGCUAGGGCCUCUGGAGAUUACGCCAUUGUUAUCUCGCACAACCCAGAUAAUGGAACUACUAGAGUUAAGCUCCCAUCAGGGGCCAAGAAGAUUGUGCCCAGUGGCUGCCGUGCCAUGAUUGGCCCGGUUGCUGGAGGAGGUCGUACUGAGAAACCUCUUUUGAAGGCCGGGAAUGCAUAUCACAAGUUCAGGGUCAAGAGGAACUCCUGGCCCAAGGUUCGUGGUGUUGCUAUGAAUCCAGUGGAGCAUCCCCAUGGUGGUGGUAACCAUCAACAUAUUGGUCAUGCCAGUACCGUACGACGUGAUGCACCACCUGGACAAAAGGUUGGCCUCAUUGCUGCUAGGAGGACUGGACGGCUUCGUGGUCAAGCUGCUGCUACUGCUUCUAAAGCUGAUAAGGCUUAG